Messenger RNA from Ilyonectria robusta, 688 nucleotides. RefSeq lists its product as uncharacterized. The coding region runs from base 118 to 588 and encodes 156 amino acids. The transcript is spliced from 3 exons. NCBI's taxonomy places the organism in Eukaryota, Fungi, Ascomycota, Sordariomycetes, Hypocreales, Nectriaceae. The record is from RefSeq and is a predicted model, not a curated record. Gene Ontology annotation, cellular component: membrane.
AAAUAUCCAGGCAUGCGCUCAGCUUCACUCCUCACUCCUCAAGCCUCCAACUCCAACUUGAUCUGACUCCUUCAAAAGAACCUCGCAAUUAUAUCUACAACACUCCCACCAUCUACAAUGGACUCCCUGUUUGGCCUCGAUCUCUCCCGAAACUACUCGUAUUUCUCGGUUCCCGCUGCCUUCUUCAGUGCCGCGUUACCACACGCCUACUCGGUUCUCUCGUCACGGGUGCACUACGACAAUGCCAACCCUCGUAACCACCAAGAGCGCCUUGCCAAGUCUGAGACACUGGACAAGGUGAAGCAACAAUGCAUGCUCCGGGCCAAGGCCGCGUCGGCCAACGGCUUUGAGACACUGGGCUUAUAUGCUACCGCCGUCGUAGCCGCCAACGUCACGGGCGUUGAUGUGCGGACCCUCAACAUGUUGACGCUGGGGUACAUUGUCACCCGCAUCAUCUACAACGUCACCUACAUCUGGCUGCAGAAGAACCGCAAGUUGGCUGGAGUGCGCAGCGUGUCCUGGGUCACGGGCAUUGCGCUUGCCGUGACUCUGUGGAUCAAAGCCGGGAACAAGGCGCUGGAGAACUAAAUAUGUAUCUUCUCGCAUAUGGUUGCUUCUAUAGACGAGUACUGGAUAGACGUUUAGACACGUAGGGCUAAUAACUGAAUAAAUUCCCCUCUCAUAUCAA